AUAAAAAAAAAAAAAAAAAAAAAAAUAUUUUCUUACGAGAGAAUGUCUUGCUUUAAUCGCUUAAAGUUGAAAGAUGCACUUGGAAAAUAUCGUGGACGAGAAAGAGAGAGAGAGAGAGAGAGAGAAGAAAAGAUGAGACAGUACGUUUGAUCGCGAAGCGAUUUAGAAAAAUCAAUCAUAGAUCCUACCUCGUGUGAUCCUGAAGCGCCGUCUACCUGUGGGACAUACCACCAACGUAUGGAUUUCAUCAGGAGAAUCAGAAGAAGGGGUCAGAACAGACAAGACAGAGAGUGGGACAGAGUCAGGGGGACAGGUCAAGCGAUUGCAGGUGUCGCGUUGCACGUUCUCGAUUUCUACCUUUAACGCUAUUUUAAUAACCAUUUAAAAAUUCAUCAGUUCGAUAUGUUCCUUCGGUCAGUAAAAUAAAGAGAUUAACUUUGAUUUCUUUAUUUCAUUAAUAUUUAUCGUAGCGAACCCGACGAGAAGGAUUAAUAUUCGAAGAAAGGAGAAAGAGAUCAAUGUCCGCUUUGCUCUAUCCGAUCGCAUUGCUGGUUCCAUGAACUCAAUGCAAUUAACGAUCGGUUAUUUGGAAAUGUAAUUUUCUGGGUGUUCCGGUUGAACAUAGAGGGAUGGCUUUCUUAUGUCCGGUACGCAUACGUCGAGGGAAAAAAAAGAAACCUGGAAUUCAUAACUUUAACCUGGAAAAGGACUGUGUUGGUGCAGGAGGUACAGGACUUGGCGUAGGAACCAGAGCCCCGUUACCACCUGGUCGUAUCACGGGAAGUGCCAGUAUAGAAACUUUAGUAAGAGUUGGUAUAGAAAAAGAAAAUGGACUUUCUCCGGAUAGUAAGAUGGUUAUAGUUCAUGACUUUACACCAUGCGUCGAUGAUGAGCUGCAAGUCAAAAGAGGACAAGUUGUAAAUGUAUUAUAUAGAGAAAAUGAUUGGGUAUAUGUAAUAGCAGCAGACACGCGUAUGGAAGGAUUUGUACCACACUCUUACUGUGCACCCUAUACAUCACAAUUAGCCGAAUUAACUCUUGCUACUCUUAUGAAUAAUGUUAAAAAGAAAUUGCCAAGGUCCAAUGAGGGUGACGGUGAUAUCUCAAGUACAGGACGCUCUCAAGCAUUGGAUGCACAACAAACUGAUACAGGAUCGGCGUCAGAUUGCGAAAGCUAUACCCGCAACGUUGUAACUGCAGAUAUAAAUGUUAAUCGAUCUAAUAUUACUCAAUCACAAAAUUCUAUACAAACUAUAUCUUCUCAACCAGAUGUGCAUCCCUUUUUCAAGGAUCCCUCAGCUGGAAGGUAUAUUGUGUUAUAUACAUUUGUGGCGCGAGACGAAAACGAUGUAAGCGUGGAAAGAGGGGAAUUUGUGACGGUCCUCAAUAGAGACGACCCCGAUUGGUUUUGGGUGCUUAGACACUGCGAUGGUAACGAAGGAUUUGUACCAUCUGGAUUCGUUUAUCCAGGACACGUACUCCAUUCGUACGCGACAACAGGUACCGCUGCAACGACGACAACGUCUGCGGAAACGCAUACUUUAGAGACUGGUAAUGGAAAUAUAACGGGAAGCGAACAAUUACAACAGAAAAGUUUACGAGACUUCAGAGAAGAGACUCCUGGCACCGAAUUAGUUGUACUUUAUGAUUAUAAGGCGCAGGCGCCAGAUGAUCUGUCAGUAAGACGAGCCGACUGGAUAUAUGCAGAUUUGGGAAAUCAAACGGUCGAUGGUUGGCUUUGGGCGUAUGCACCCAAAACCCGGAAAUAUGGUUUUAUUCCUAAGGCAUAUGCCCGUCCUCCUGCUAUGACCAGCUUGUGAUACGUAUAGCAAUUUUGUAUUCUUAUCUUUUAUAUGUAUAUGUAUAUGUGUAUAUAUAUACAUAUAUAUAUGUACGUAUGUAUGUAUGUAUGUAUGUAUGUACGUAUAUAUAUAUGUAUAUAUAUAUUUUUUUUUAUAUUAAUACAGUAUUUCUAUAUGGUGUUCUUGUUAAA
Messenger RNA from Vespula vulgaris, 1993 nucleotides. RefSeq names its product SH3 domain-containing protein Dlish (gene Dlish). Gene Ontology annotation, biological process: superoxide anion generation. Bases 630 to 1820 code for a protein of 396 amino acids. The transcript is spliced from 5 exons. Gene Ontology annotation, molecular function: protein binding; superoxide-generating NADPH oxidase activator activity. The record is from RefSeq and is a predicted model, not a curated record. Lineage: Eukaryota; Metazoa; Arthropoda; Insecta; Hymenoptera; Vespidae.